Molecule: messenger RNA, 2519 nt
Organism: Phyllopteryx taeniolatus (common seadragon)
Lineage: Eukaryota; Metazoa; Chordata; Actinopteri; Syngnathiformes; Syngnathidae
Gene: stx10
Product: syntaxin-10
Exons: 9
Coding region: 10-801 (263 amino acids)
Biological process (GO): vesicle fusion; intracellular protein transport; Golgi vesicle transport
Cellular component (GO): synaptic vesicle membrane; endomembrane system; SNARE complex
Molecular function (GO): SNARE binding; SNAP receptor activity
Source: RefSeq, a predicted model, not a curated record
CGCCUCAUCAUGUCUAACGCGCCUGCGCGGCGGCGUGACGCACCCGGAAGUAGCAUCAUGUCGCUGGAGGAUCCGUUUUUCGUCGUUAAAGGGGAGGUGCAGAAGGCCACGGCGCGUGCACGUAGCCUGUUUGACAGGUGGGAGGAGCUACUGCAGGAGGGAACCCAGGUGAGUCGUGAUGAGCUGGACUGGAGUACCAACGAGCUGCGCAACUGUCUGCGGGCCAUCGACUGGGACCUGGAGGACCUGAGCGAGACCAUCAGUAUCGUGGAGUCAAACCCGGGAAAGUUUCGCCUGGGAGACGAGGAGCUUCAGGAGAGGAAGGACUUUGUGGAAAGAACCAGGAAGUCCGUGCAGGAGAUGAAGGAUCAGUUGUCAAGUCCAUCAGCUGUGGCUCAGGCGGAGAAAAAAAACAAGCAGGCGCUGCUAGCAUCUUCUGUGUCGGAUCGCUCGACGCGACUGGAUGCCCACCUGGUGUCCACCAAUUCCAGAUACAUUCAAGAGCAGCAGGAACAACAGCAGCUGAUCAUGCAGGAGCAGGAUGAUCAUCUGGAGCUUGUGUCCGGAAGCAUCCGAGUGCUCAAAGACAUGUCGGGUCGUAUCGGAGACGAACUGGAUGAGCAGGCCGUCAUGUUGGGGGACUUUGCGGAUGAGAUGGACCAGACGUCGACCCGUAUGGACUCUGUGCUCAAGAAGCUGGAGAAGGUCUCUCACAUGACCAGCAGUCGGCGUCAGUGGUGUGCCAUCGCUGUGCUGGUUGCCAUCUUGAUCGUCGUCCUCAUCCUCUUCUUCGCCCUCUGACCACUCAAUUCCUCACGAUGACCUGCACUCCCAGAGGACCGGCCAUUUUUUACCACUGGACCUGAAGAAGGAAAAACUCCGCUGGCUCGCGAUGUCUGGCAGGGAUCGAACACAUGGGCUGAAGUCAGCAGGGGGAGCUGUGGUGAGCGAGUGCCACACGCUACCACAGGAAGUCCAAGUUUGAGACUAAAGUUAUCACUUUUGUGGGGAAAAAAGAUUUACUAUCAUGGAACACAAACAUACAUUUACGGAUAAUAGUCGGAACGAUGCCAGAAAAGUAAAAGAAUAAGUCGGACUAAAACAGAGACUUUUUCGAGAAUAAAGUCUGAAUUUUUCACAAACGAGUCAUAGUAUUAUGAGAAGAAUAAAAAUUUGAAGUGUUAAUUUUGCAAGAAUAUCUCUGAAUAUUAUGAGAAGUCCAAUUUUUCAAGAAACAAGUCAUAUUAGAUUUUGUUUUUAGAAUAGAGUUGUAAAUCUUGAAAAAAAAGGUGUACAAAUGCAAGAUAAGAACACAUUUUCAAUAGUUGUAAUUUUGCAAGAAAAAGUUCUAAUAUUACAAGAAAAAACUCCCAAAUUAUAGAGAUGAGUCCUCAUUUUGGUAGAAAAAAAAAAUCUAGAUUCUGAGAAAAGAAAUCAUAUUUUGGUGCUUUUGGUUAAGAUGGUCAUAAUUUUGUGAGAAUAAUCUGUAACAUUACGACAAAAAAUCUCAAACUUUAGAGAAUAAAGUUGGAUUUGUUUUCAAUGAAAAAAUGAUAUUACGAGACAAAUUGGUUUUAGAAUAAAGUGGUACAAAUUUUUUUAAAAUGGUUUUUAGUUGUGAGAAAAUCAAGUUCUGUUAUUACUACUACGAUAUUUUCAAGAACAAGUCGGAAUAUUAUAUUAUUGUAUUAUAUAUAUAUUAUUACCAUGAAAAAUGUUGCAAGAAUGUUUAAACAAAUAUGUAAUAUUACAAGAAUCGUCAUAGUAUGAAAAUAAUUGUUUUUAUUUUGCAACAAAAGUUAUUAAUAGGGAAAAAAAAUUAAGGAGAGGGCAAAUUUACAACAAAGUCACAAUAUUAAUAAAAAUGUUUUUACAGUAAAAAAAAAAAUAUUCAGAGAAAAAGAUCUACAUUUUUUUAGAAUAAAGUUUUUUUCUAUUAUGAAAAGACCUGUACUGGUUUAAGGAAAAUUCAGAUUUUAUGAAAAUGGGGCGACACAUCAGGUCGCCUUCAAGUUACGGCGUCUCGUUUAAAUUCAGUGUAUCAAAAAUCUUUAUGAACUUGUUAAAUGUGAUGGUUAUUAUUGACAAUAUUACAAAACACAAAAGGAGUGUUAAAUUGUCCUUGGGAGAUAUUUUUAUUUUCCGUCCUGGAUGCCUUAAAUCUAUUUUUCUACAUUUGUUACGCUCCCGCGCCAGUUGCAGUCGUCAAGUGACGUCACAAUAGUGGGCGUGUCCUCGUGGUUCUUGUGCUUGUUGCCGGGCAGAAUGUCCAAAUUGGAAGCUUUGAGCUUCCCCUGCUGGAGGCCGGCGGUACCGCCAUUUCUUUCAGCACGACUAAGAAGAAGAAGCCAGUUUGAUAUUGUGAUAAAACAUUUCAGUCCUUUUUGUUGAAGGUUGGCAGUCAACCUUCUGCAUCAAUCAGCAAAAUGUAUUUUAUCUUUUUGCAUUAUUAUAGUUUACUUGGUGCUGUUUUGACCAUUUUGAAUGUUUGAAAUGGAAAAACGUGAGCAUCGUCAUGA